UCGCCAGCAGGACUACGGCCUCCUACGCCCUCCACCACGCCUGGAGCCACCGGGCCACAGGGGAGCUCCCCAAGACCCAUGGCUCCUCAGAUGACCGCUGCUCCUCGCCCUGCACAGCCUGGCUUCCCUCCAUCGUCAGGCCCUUUGGGGGCAGGACAGCCCAGUUUUUCGUCUAUGCAAGGUGCCCCUGGUGGGCAGCCCCCUUACCCACCCUCAUCAGGAACACAACCUAGUUUCCCACCAUCUUCUAUGGCUGGUCCAAUGGGCGGACAACCCUCGUUCCCAGCAGCAGUGGGUGCUCCUCCAUCAUCGAUGGGAGGCCCGCUAGGUGGGCAGCCUGGCAUGCCUCCUUCAUCAAUGGCUGGAGCACCAGGUGGGCAGUCUGGCUUCCCUCCGUCGUCAAUGGCUGGUGCACCGAGUGGGCAGCCUGGCUUCCAACCUGUGUCAGCGGCAGGACCUCCACCAGGAGUACGUCCAUCUGGUUUUCCUCCAUCUUCCAUGGCAGGACCUCAACCUCAGCCUGGAGGACCUGUUUCUAUGGGUGCACCACCAAGACCUGGGAUGCCCCCAGGCCCAGGGAUGCCCCCAGGCCCAGGAAUGCCCCCAGGCCCAGGAAUGCCCCCAGGCCCAGGAAUGCCCCCAGGCCCAGGAAUGCCCCCAGGCCCAGGAAUGCCCCCAGGCCCAGGAAUGCCCCCAGGCCCUGGAAUGCCCCCGGGCUCAGGAAUGCCCCCGGGCUCAGGAAUGCCCCCGGGCCCAGGAAUGCCCCCAGGCUCAGGAAUGCCCCCAGGCCCAGGAAUGCCCCCAGGCCCAGGAAUGCCUCCAGGCCCAGGAAUGCCCCCAGGGCAAGGAAUGCCUCCUCGUCCAGGGAUGCCUCCAGGACCUGGAAUGCCCCCAGCCUCAGGCAUGCCCCCCCGUCCAGGGAUGCCACCAGGACCAGGAAUGCCACCUGGGCCAGGGAUGCCUCCAGGACCCAGACCAAGCAUGCCUCCUACAAGCAGUGCAGGAGGUCCUCCAGUCAAUGGCAUGGGAGGUGGCAUGCAGUCCAGGUACCCUGGCUCAGGGGCAGGGCCAGGUGCAGGGGGCUACCCAAGUGCGCCUCAAAGCCAGGGGCGCAGGCUGAACCCAGAUGACAUGCCUAGUCCUUUGCAAGUCAUGGACGAGGACAGUCGAUGCCGGAGUGGAGAGUUUAUCACUAACAUCAAGGGACAGGUUCCACCUCUGGUUACAACGGAAUUCACAGUAAAGGACGGUGGCAACGCAUCGCCCCACUACCUUAGAUCGACAAUGUACAGCAUCCCUCACACUCCAGAUAUGAUAAAACAAACUCAUGUUCCCUUCGGCCUUGUCAUUAGCCCCUUGGCCCAGGUGGGCAGCCAUGACAGUGCAUUGUAUAUUGGAACGAGCUUAGAAUCAGGACCUGUCAGGUGCAACAGGUGCAAGGGCUAUAUGAGUCCCCUCAUGCAGUUCAUGGAUGGAGGAAGGAAAUACCAGUGCAAGCUAUGCCGUGGAGUGGUGGAGGUGCCAAAAGAAUAUUUCUGUCACAUGGAUGGCCAAGGAUCACGUGCAGACAAGUAUCAGCGGCCAGAGUUGUGCUGUGGGACUUACGAAUACAUUGCCACACCGGAAUAUUGUCGAGACAAGCAAUUGCCUAAAGAGCCUGCCUUCAUCUUCGUCAUAGAGAUGAGUCUGCUGAUGAUGCAGAGAGGAGUGAUCCACCUUUUAUGCCAGAACAUGAAGUCCAUCCUGGAGCACUUGCCUCGGGACUGUGCCAAUGGCGCUCCAGACACCGAGUCACGGAUGAAGGUUGGGUUCAUCACGUACGACUCUGCAGUCCACGUCUACAAGCUUGAUGGACAGGCACCGGAAAUGUGUGUGGUCUGUGAUCGCGACGAGAUGUUUGUCCCAGUGCCCGGAGGCGUUCUCUGCAGUCCCCAGGAGGCUGCUGAUAACAUUGAUAAAUUAAUGGAAAGUAUUCCCGACAACUUCAAGGCCACACGGGAGACCUCGGGUGCCCUUGGCUGUGCCAUCCAGGCAGGUAUGGCCGCCUUGCAGGCGUCUGGGAGGGUUGGCAAAUUGUUUGUUUUCCAUUCCUCUUUGCCUGUGGGCGGUGGCGCUGGCAGCUUAAAGAACAGAGAGGAGAGGAAACUGCUUGGCACAGAGAAGGAGAAAAGUGUGCUGACACCACAAGGAAGCUACUACAACAAUCUUGGCCAAGAUUUGGUUGCUGCUGGCUGCUCUGUUGACUUAUAUAUAUUUAAUGAUGGCUAUGUAGACUUAGCAACCAUUGGCCAAGUACCUAGACUAACUGGGGGCCAAAGCUACAAGUAUACUUUCUUCCAGUCCAACAAAGAUGGUCCCAGGCUUUUGGAGGACCUCAAACUUAACAUAGGAAGAAAUAUUGCUUUCGAUGCUGUGAUGCGGGUUAGAACGUCACAAGGUGUGCGACCUGUGGACUUCUUUGGCCAUUUCUUCAUGUCAAACACCACUGACAUAGAAUUAGCAAGUAUAGAUGCCAGUAAAGCUAUUGCAAUAGAAGUGAAGCAUGACGACAAGCUGACAGAGGAAGACGGAGUGUAUAUACAAGUAGCCUUGCUGUACACCUCCUGCAGUGGCCAGAGGCGACUACGUAUUUUAAACAUGGCACUUAAUAUAUGCACUCAGAUGGCUGACCUUUAUAAGAACUGUGACUUAGAUACGCUAAUGAACUUCUUUGGUAAACAGUCCAUUACGAGGUUGUUGGAGACCAAUGCAAAACAGGUAAAGGACGACCUUAUCAGCAGAACAGCAAACAUUUUGGCUUGUUACCGCAAGAACUGUGCGUCCCCUUCGUCUGCCGGGCAACUAAUACUCCCAGAAUUAAUGAAGUUGUUGCCACUUUAUAUUAACUGCCUGAGCAAGAGUGAUGCCAUGAGUGGUGGCCAGGACCUGACCUGUGAUGAAAGAUCAUUGCAGAUGUAUCUCUUGAUGGCCAUGUCAGUGGAUGCAUCGGUUGUCUACUAUUAUCCUCGACUCAUUCCUCUCUCUGAUGAUGAUCCUCAGAACACUGGAGUUCCCGCUCCACUUCGCACGUCCUACGACAAAUUGCGGCCAGAUGGCGUAUUCCUACUUGAAAAUGGAAUCCAGAUGUUUAUUUGGGUUGGUUCAAGUACUUCUCCAACUUGGUUAGACAAUGUGUUUGGAGUAAAUGCCCCCCACCAGCUGGACCCUGUGAUGGCCGAGCUGCCCGAGCUGGACAAUCCAAUCUCGAGGAGAGUGCGGGAUAUCAUUGCCUCAAUACGUGCUCAGAGGAAGAGGCACGUCAGGAUGUUUGUGGUUCCUCAACAAGGAAAGCAUGAAAUGGUAAUGCGAAAUUAUUUAGUAGAAGACAAGAGUAUGUACGGUGCUCCUAGUUAUGUAGACUUCCUCUGCCACGUACACAAGGAAAUCCGCGCGCUCCUUUCCUGAGAAAGGAAGCAGCACUACCCGUGGACAUCACCAUCAGUGUCAUCGCCGUCUGUUGAUGCCUUCCCCUCCAGCAACUUGAGUUACCCUUGUGAGGCUCCGUUGUGUCCAUCACAGCCUGUCCUUCCUCCGCUCAGUUCCAGUGUAACUGCCUCCAGCCUCACUCCCACCACUGUAGAAAAUGUAGACUGUAGAGGAAUCCCCAGCACCUCGACCGUCGCGCCUCAAGCCCCGUCGGGCGGGUCGUCGUCUCCACUCUUCCAAAGGAAAACCACCUUGGAUGCCACCAGCCCAUCCCAAUCUCAGCCCAAGGGCAAAGUCACCUACCCAGGAGUAGCCUUCACACUCAAGAAUUGGCACUGACCUUUCUUGAGGUUUCCCUUAUUCCCUCCCUGCUUAUUUCUCUUUGUGGCCAUGACUGAAAUUAAGGUGAUAGGUGGUGCAACAGCAAUUGUUAGUCUGCAGCCUUGUGCUAAGCUAAAGGUACAGGAAGCAGAAGGAUUUUACAGUUGCUGUGUGUGUAGCACCUGUGAUUUGCAAAACUAAACUCAUGGGUAGUGCUGAUUGCGUCAUGCUUCUCUUAAGGUAGAAAGGUUAUGAUGAUAAUUAUGAAAUAAAUGAUCAAAUGGGACAUGAUGAGAGUACGACUGAUUGUCACAGAAGGUACUUGAAAGGGAACUGAAUGGCGAUGGAUAGAUUUUUAUACAGACUUUGUUACCUUGUAGCUUUCUUCUGAGGAGAGGAAUCAUGUUGAAUGAGCAAGGCUUGUCCCGGUGAUGUAUGCUGUGUCAGUGGAGAAAGAUUUAUUUUUAUGUAACUUAAUACUUGAUAGAUUUUCACAUAUAAGGAAUUUUUUAAUGAACAACUAUUUUAUGUUUUACAUUAUCAGAAGUUUAGUUAGUAAGGGAAUACUGCAUUUCAUUUUCAAAGCUCUUGUUAUUUAAUUGGUCAAAUAGAGUUCUAAUGCGUAUUGGGAGGAGACUUUGUUAGAUAAAUAUUAUUAUAUUAAGCCAGUUUUUAUGGCAAAUGCAAUAUGUUAUAUUUCGGUGUUACGUUAUUCCAAGUCCAGUAAAGUUGUUGGCUUGUA
Molecule: messenger RNA, 4528 nt
Organism: Penaeus indicus
Lineage: Eukaryota; Metazoa; Arthropoda; Malacostraca; Decapoda; Penaeidae
Gene: Sec24CD
Product: protein transport protein Sec24C-like
Exons: 6
Coding region: 79-3444 (1121 amino acids)
Biological process (GO): endoplasmic reticulum to Golgi vesicle-mediated transport; intracellular protein transport; COPII-coated vesicle cargo loading
Cellular component (GO): endoplasmic reticulum exit site; COPII vesicle coat
Molecular function (GO): SNARE binding; zinc ion binding
Source: RefSeq, a predicted model, not a curated record